UUGAAAACGCUUGAAUUUUGCGAAAUUCAAUCAUUCAAUGGGCUAUUGAACUUUGCUGUGUUGGUAUCGCGGUUCGCCACUUGCCGCUCAGGUGGCGCCAAAGUCAAGCGGAGAAGAGAAACAGAAACAUGAGUGCCGAAACAGAUGAUUCCGAGAAAAAGGGCCUGUAUCUUUUCGGACGGGAUGUGUCCCAAAUUCCCUGUUUCCGAAGUUCCUUCCUGAGCGGAAUAGGCACCGGGUUCGCCGGCGGCUUGGCUUACUUCAUGUUCACGAGCAAGCCUGGCAACGCGACACACGUUGGCUUUGCCUGCUUUUUCUGCUCCACCUUUGUUUACUGGGGCAUUUGCCGGUACAAUUACGCGGUGACCAAAUUUACGACGGCGCGGAUACAAGAAGCGACGGUAAUGCCGAGGCGAAAGAUCAUCGUAGAGGAGAAACCGGUCGACGCGUGAAACGGUAAAGAGAAAGACUAUUUGUGUAUAUAGUUUGAAAGUGAAAUAUAGCCAACUUGGCUUCUCCGCGGAGCAUUAUGUGCUUUUUUCACUUAUGUAAAGAACGGAAAAUUGAAUAUAUGCGCUUGAAAAUAAAAUACUGCGCCGAUGAAAGAAAAUAAAAACUAUUAAAUUAUACAGAAA
Cloeon dipterum is the source of this 635-nucleotide messenger RNA. It is a transcript of the gene l(3)87Df, whose product is annotated as lethal (3) 87Df. The coding region runs from base 129 to 452 and encodes 107 amino acids. Lineage: Eukaryota; Metazoa; Arthropoda; Insecta; Ephemeroptera; Baetidae. Gene Ontology annotation, cellular component: mitochondrial inner membrane; mitochondrion. The transcript is spliced from 3 exons. Gene Ontology annotation, biological process: mitochondrial respiratory chain complex IV assembly. The record is from RefSeq and is a predicted model, not a curated record.